Molecule: messenger RNA, 9653 nt
Organism: Phycodurus eques (leafy seadragon)
Lineage: Eukaryota; Metazoa; Chordata; Actinopteri; Syngnathiformes; Syngnathidae
Gene: epg5
Product: ectopic P-granules autophagy protein 5 homolog (C. elegans)
Exons: 45
Coding region: 536-8239 (2567 amino acids)
Biological process (GO): autophagosome maturation
Cellular component (GO): cytoplasm
Source: RefSeq, a predicted model, not a curated record
UUACCACGUGAUUUCGGAUUGUGACAGCAUAGUUCCUGGAACAAACAAAACAAAACGACAGCUGAGCCGCAAGCGAGACCACGGACAACACGUCAACCGUUUACAUUCAAUUUGUUCUUGUGUUAAGUACACGAGAAACAGAACGAAGAGGUUCGAGACGCUGGGAGAUGGAUUCAUAGGAAUGGAGCCUGCCCGUUAGCAUCAUAGCUAUAUAGCCUUGAAUCCGUCAUAGAUAUAUGUAUUAUAUUUUUUUCCUGGUAGCCUCUUUUAUGUCAUUCUCCGUGUCUUCAUUGUGGAGUAGACACGCGUGUAAUUUCCUUCUUAAAUGUGGCCAACGAGCUUCCAAAAUAUUUGUGUUUACCUCUCCUGUCGCUAUUUUGUCUUGUCAACACAGCCUGCCACUUACUGCUUAUCAAAGAAAAGAACGUUCUCUUCGUCUUUGACCGAUGGGCUGUUACCGAUUCUGUGUGCAUAAUCUUGAUCCGAAGACCAAAGUGUUUACCGGCCGUGUUGUGAUGUGAGACACGGGCUAAAGAUGGAGGCUGUGCGACACAAGAAGACCAAGGCAAAAGUCGGUGGAAAGCUGGUCAGGAAGCAGAAAACGACAGAAACCAAAAGAGAUGCUGCCCCCUCAUCCAUUUGCGACGGCGCUUCCACCUCUGAAUUCACCAGCAUCCCGCUAUGCCUCCCACAGCAGGAGCCACAGGAGGAAAAUUGUGAGCCCAUUCGUACCCCCGAUACUAAAGCCCAGGCGAUACAUCUGCCUGCAGACUCCCGCGAGACCUCCUCAUCACAGGCUUCAUUAACAUCAGCGUUAACUGAGACUUUACAUUCAGCUCCAGAUUUGUCACAGGCAUCACAAGCCACCCAGCAACAGACACAGCAGAAAGAAACCGAUUCGGGCGCGAGCGUGUUGGUCUCCGAGCUUAAUGGCACAUCACAAGUGUCAUGUGUUUCGACACAUUUUGACAUCAAACAUGCCCCCAGUGCUCCUUCGCUGUACCCAUCUGUCCCCACGCUGGAGGAAGGAUCCUUGCUGGAGCUUCAUGGGGAAGCUGUGAAGAAUUUUGGGAAAGGUCCUGCAGUUUUAGCACUUGCCGAGCAGGAAUCUUCGCCUCCGAGUUUGCAGCCCCUCGAAUGUGUAAUUGGACUCCCCAGGAACAAACUCUACCCCGAAUUACCAAGAACCACAACAGAAGUUCAGCCAUUCUCAUUGGAGCAGCUGAGUGUUUGGGAGCCCGGAGGAGGGUUACGAGCUUGGUUAGAAGGCGUUGACGUGUGCACGGCUCAGUUCUGUGCGCUCGCUCGACAAGAGCGCCACGAAUUAACCGAACUUCUCCAGAACUACUGGCGCUGUCGUAGACAGCUGACUCAGUCACACGCACAAUUGCACACGCAGUCGUCUGACUGCAAAAGUACUCAAAAUCGUCUGUGGAGCUUCAGAGAUGAACAGUUAACACUCCAGGGUGUGUGUGCAGAUCAAUCCAAAGUGUGUGGAUACCAUCGUUUCCAGCAGGCAGAGUUCAGUCAGAGUGUGCUGGCUGAGCUGAGCAAAGUUUUUGAACUCCGCAGUGAACUGCUCCAUCAGAAGGUGGCCCUGCAUGCAUAUACUGCUUUGCUGUCACGCCUCCAGGUGGAAUCAUACUUGUACCGCCUAUUAAAAGAUUGCUCUGAAAGCCAAAGACAGCCCUGUUCCAUUCAACCACUUAAAGAUGCCGUCAGCGUCCUCUUUAGCUUCACGCGAAGAGUCCUUGAUGACACACUAUUCCAGACAGACAUCCAUCACUGGUUGGAAACACUGGUGGCAGUGCUGCUGCAUGUUGGUGGGUCAGGAGAGCACCUGUUCCUGCUGUGCCAUCUGCUGUGCUGUCCCGCUGGGGUGGGCAAGUGGGCUGCCCCUUUCCUUCAGAUCGAAGUGUGGGGAAACACCUGUGGAGUGCAGGACUUCAUGCAAGCCUUGGCAAUUCUAAUGUCACCUGCUCGACACCGUGCAGAGUUUUUGGGACAUAUGAAACCGUGUGAGAGCCUUAAUUCAGCUUCAUCUGGACCUGAGUCAGGCAAUUGGACUCUUGUGGAUGAAGGAGGAGAGGAGGAUGAGGAUCCAGAGAGUAGUUGGUUGCUGCUUUGUGAGGACGACCUCGUCUCCUUUAUGACCCAGUUCCCGUUCCAGCAGCUCUAUUCACACAUGCUGGGGAUGAGCAAGCACGGUGUCUAUGAGCCUCAGGGGUACUCCAGUCAGAAGAUGAUGCGUGUGUUUGCUUUUGCUUCGUCGCUCAUUGAAAUUCUUGCCCUUGGCCUGCAAACUUAUAACAGGUCCCGAUACAGACAGCUUGUGAAACGAAUAGGACACAUCAUACGGUCAUGUUAUGUCAGUGAUCACUGGGCACAAUAUGUCAGUGUUACUGGUACCAGUGGAUCAAGCACUCGUGCACAUUCUUUGCCUCUAGAAAAGCUGCAGGUGGAAUAUGAUCAUCUUUUUCUCAGGGCUGUUCUGCAUGUACUCCGAAACAAGAGGUUGGGAAUUUGGUUAUUUAUGUCUGAGAUGCCAUACGGUACUCUUUCUAGCUCCAUGCUUUGGAGGAUCCUUUAUGUGAUGCAGUGUGCAGAAACAGCAGGACUGGAAACGCCUAGUAAUUCUAAUGACACACAGUCCUGCAUUCGGGCUCUAAGAGAACCAGAUCACCAAGAGAGGUUUGAGUCGUGGUUGUGUGAGGUGAACAGCUCUGACGGCAUCUCCCUCCUCACUGCACUUGCGCACAUGGCCACGCCCACUCAGUACUCUGAUCCUGCCUUUGUCACAACCAUCACUCUGCUGAUUUACCAGGUGUCUUAUGUUAGUGUGUCCACGAGAGAAAUUUACUCUAAGGUUGGAAGAGAGCUGUUGGCUACCAUAGCAUCAGCCCAUCCCUACAUUACAUCUGUGCUUCUGGAGAGGCUGAGAGAAACCAUCCAAGCUGUGGGCAUGGUGGCACUGUACUUGUGUAAAGAGCUUCCUCUGAGCCUGUGGCAUCCACAACCAGAGGAGAUAUGUGUGAUCGGAGCGUGGUUGCUCCAACAUCCUCUAUCUGCUGUGGAGAAUCGCCUGGCCUGUGUUAUACUGGAGGGUCUGAACUGGGGAUACUCACAGGAUGGAUCCUUGGCCUUGUCGUCAUCGCUCCACAGUAAAGUGGCUCUGCUGGUGGCUGAGGCCUAUCAGAAGUAUCUGACUGACAAACCCUAUAGUGGCCUCAUAUCAGAAGGGAUUAAACAGGUGUCUUAUCUCGCCAGUGUCCUUCGCUUAGGCGUAUCCCCUGAAGCGUCUUUCGGUCAGUGGGCGUGGCAGCUCUUAUUAAGACUAAAGCUUCAUGCCAAUGCACAGAACCCGAAAGGUGCCUGGUCAUUCCCUGCUUUGGUGUCCAUCCCACCUGCAGAACUUACACAUUCGCCCAGCAUGCACUCCGUUCUCCGGGCUGUAAAAGCAGGCAUCCCUAUCGGAGCAUACCUGUCGAUUGUCAUGACAACAGUGGGACAUAGCCUGGAGCACUUUUGUACUGAUGGAGUCUGCUUGUUAAAGAGCCUGAUUCAGUCUCGCCACCUGCAAGCUGCUGUGCAUCUUCUGGACAACAUCCUUCCCCAAAUCUACCCGCUCAGCUUCUACCUUCUCAACAACUCUCAGUUUGUAAGUUGCAUUCAGUUAUUCUUGCAGUACGACAGUGUAUGUCCUCAGGGUGUGACGCAGCAAGUCACACACCGGGUAGCGCCACUCCUCACUGGAACCAUCUAUGGAGACAAUAUCCGACUGCUGAACAGCGUCAUACAGUGCCACGUGGUUGAGAGUUCACAGCCCAGUCGUGUUGGUGCUGCAGCCGUGCUGGAGUUUUGGGUGGGGAUUUUGACUCAACAGAACCUAUGGUACCGGGACAAAACAGUAUUGUUCCUCAUGGAUCAGAUCUGCUGUGCUGCAUUCAAACACCGUCAGGAGGAAUGUCUGCUGAAACUCCUGCACCAGCAACAUAAGAAUGCUUUGGGUUACCAUGGAGAUCGAGGUCUGCUCUCUUCUCUGGUUGGCUGGAUUGCUGGAAAUUCCACACCUUCUUUCAUCGAGGGCCAAUCACUGAGUACUGAGGUUUGGUUUGCCUGGCUGGUGCUUAAUAUGGAGGGCACAUUUGAGGAGGACUCUCAGCUCAGACGAUGUGUUGAAAAUGAGCUCCUGUCAGAGCCUAAUAUCUCUCCAGAACAAGCCUUAAAGAGGGCCCAGCAGAGGCUGAAGUUGCCAGUCAGCCCGUCUUUGCAACGGCUACAGGUGUACCGCUGGGCCUGGCAGGCAUUAGCCACGCCCCCUGACCAUCCCCUCCUACCUCUGGUUUGGCAAAAGUUCCUACAGCUCUACCUCAGGCAGGCUGGUCCCGAUUAUGGACUAGCUGCUGGGGGAUGCAUUGGGCGACGGUUCUUCCAUGCUUCCUCUCACGCCACUUUACUGCGAGACUUGAGACAGAGAAUACAAACAGUAUCUGACUUCCAUCAUGCUGCCAGCCAGGCCCUAAAGGUGCCCCCGACACUCACACCCGCGGCAGAAGCCCACUGCGACCAACGUCCCAGCAGCCCCCGUCUGUCCUACCUCACCUCUCCUCAGCUGCACACAGAGCUGGUCAGGUUGUUUGGUGUUUUUGCCGUGUGGUUGGAUGAUGAAACUCUGCAGAAGCAGGAAGUUUACCUUCCGUCGCUUCCUGCUGAAUAUGAACCACACAGGCUUGCACAGGUUAUGCAGCAGCAACAGAAACUGUGGCUAGAGUAUGUGGACCAAGAGCGUCUGGAGUAUGACACGAAAGAGGUUCUGUCCCUGUGGGAGAAGGUGCAGAGUGAGCCAUCUUUCCUCCAAACCCAAAACUCCAACUUCAUUGACUACACGAGCCUCAGCAAUGCAAAGGAACGUAUCCGGUCCAACUUGCAGAAGCAUCCAGUACCUCGUCCACCUCUAGACCUCCAACACAUGAAGACGCCAGUGGCUGAAGUUCCCAGCGUAUGUCUCUCUGACUCCAAAGCUGCUGCUGAACUACUGCAGCGGGAUCUCAGCAUACUGCAGGACCAAGCCAGGAUUGCAGUAUCACGAGAGGCCCAGCAGGUGGCGAUGGAACAGGAGCUUCUAGAGAGUCUUCCUCUGCUUUACAAGAACCGAUCAGAGCAAGUGACCAUGAGCCUGGAAUGUAAAGGGAAAGGAGGGCAGCCAUGCAAGGGUCCAGCUAAUAUCACCGUCACAUGUGAGUGUGUCCAGAGACAGGAGGCUGUGCAGACUCAGAUAACGUCGCUGCGCAGGGACAUCAAGAACCUUCAAACUGAUGCCAUGGCUCCUCCUCCUCAAAGUCUGGCUCAGGCUGCUGUCCAUACAGAGAACCUUUUCACGGCUCUGGUGAACAUGUACAAAUCCCAAAAAUCCCCAUCAGUGCAGCAUGUUGGCGUGUCAGCCUUCUACCAGGUGGUGUCCUACGUGUGUGAAGACACACUACGGCAUCCACCAACACGCCAAUACCUCUGCUCGUGCGUGGAGAUACUGGGACAGGUGUUCAUCCAGGGCAACUCUGAAGAGUGUAGCCGUGUCCUGAAGACCAUCCUGGAGCAGAGACGUCUUUGCCCUCUCAUUUCUCCUUUUUUCACGCCUAAUGCGGCCCCCGCCCAACUGGUCUUCCUUUACCAAGAUGUGGUGACGUCCCUGCACCUUGAGAGUGCAGAUGUCAUUUUCAUGCUGCUCACCAAGUUUGAUUUGUCUGUCUGGCUGAAUGAAGCCCAUCCCGUGUUUUCCGAGAGGAGCCGUUUACUAGAAUUAGUCCACGGAGGUCUUUGUGUGUGCGGCCAAGAUCCCGAACCUGAAGUUCUCACCCCUUUUCACCUUUUCACCAAACACUGGACCUCGCUUUUACGCCACCACUUCCCUGACCACUACAGUGAUUGCCUGCGUCUGCUCAUGACCAGUUCAUCAAACCAGUUACUGAGUCCGGAAUGCUGGAAAGUGACCAUGCGAGUGCUCGGCUGCUCCCCUCCAUCCCGCAACAUCAAGAACAAGUGCGAACAAGGUCACAGCACUGACGUCGCUGCACGCACAUCAGCGUCCCCAUACAGAUCAGCAAUCACCCUCUCUCCUCAGCAGGUGAAUGAGACAAUAGAUUGGCUAAGUGAUUACUUCCUGCGCAGUCGUCUCAGCAAACCCGAUCUGCGUAGUUUUGGCCUCUACUCUGCCUGGUCUCCUUACAUCAGUGAGGUUGUUUCCUUCUGGGACUAUUUGGUCAGCUGUCUAACCAGUGUGUCACUUAGUAGCUGUGCCAGAGAGUCUGUGGGCAACAAUAGAAUAAUAAAAGCUCUUCACGACCUGCACAGGAAGAUUGUGAAGUUAUUUAAGCCUUGGAUCUUCCCCCUGAACACUGAAGAUGGAAGCAAUCUCAAGUGCUACCCGUGGCUGGAGACGGAUGUGACUGCAGCAGGGUGUCUGGUGGGCCUCUAUGCUCAACUCACUGACAGACUGCAUCAGAGAUUCAGAGACCGCCUACUCCCUGGCCAGAGAGGUGCCCUGUGGCUUACUGUGAUGGAGUACUGCGAAAGCUGCACUUCUCCACGGACACCAGAGUACCUGUUGUACCUACACCACACUUACCUGCGCAAGCUGCCAUGGAGAUACCUGCAUCCUGACACACUGCUCAUGGAGCAGCUCUUCAAUGUGGAGAGAGGAAGUCCCAAAAGCUGCUUCCUGUUCAUGGGAGAGGUUUUAUGUGAAGUAAACUGGGUCAGCGUUCUAAGCGACCAUUUACACCCACCUCCAGAACCCGUAACAGGCCCACUUCAGUCCAAUGUGGACCCUCAGAAGGAAUCGCACACCAUGCUGGUGUAUCUGUUAUACAUGCUGGUUUUUCUGGCAAAAGAGGAGCAGCUGCUCAACCGGCAGGACUCUCCCCUCCUCAAUCUGUUGAUCCAGUGCACAUCUUUGCCUUGGCACCAGCUAGAUCUGUUGUCCUACCAAGGGGUUCUGGGAUACGUCAGCAAUUACUACAAUCCCUCACUGCUGCUUAGCACUGAUUCAGCAACUCAGUUGUUGCUUAAAUCACUGCGUAGUGCAGCUGGACUUCACCCCCGCCCUUAUGAAGCUGCGCACACGGAGGAGACGCUGAAGGCGGCGGCGUACGCGUGCUGGUGUGCGCGGUGUUUAGUGGCUCUGGAGCAGGCAGGCAGCAUAAGUGUGAGCAUCCUGGAGACGCAGCUGGAGACGCUGUUGGAAAGCAUUGUCACAUUCAGCCCACCAGAGACGGGUUUGGAGCAGAGGCACAUGGCGUUCUGCAGCCUUUUCAGCGGCGCGCUGGCUCUGCUCAACGGAGUUGGCGUCUCUACGGGCGAGGCCCUAGCGGUUCGUGUCAUCGCCUGGCUGGACAGGAAGGGGAGGGGCUUUCCAAUUCUGCCUCUGCUCACCGCUUGCUCGCGCUGUCUGGCCUCAGUGAGCCACAUGACGCGCAUCAUGGAGGCGUGCAUCACAGCCCACUUUAGCCAUGCUGAGGAGGAGUGUGUCGGUUGGGGUCCCGUGUUGGCAUCACUGCAAGUGCCCGAGCUCACAGCGGAAGACUUCCUGUCCGAGAGCCAAUCAGGAGGCAGCUUCCUCACACUUUAUGCCUUCAUUCUGCAGCGCCUUAACUCUGAACACACGGCAGCCAAUGAGAGGAGGACGCUGGCUCUAAUUAACACAUGGACCCAUCAGGUUUUCCCCAGCGGACCAGGCAAUGAAGCCAAGCUGUUUCUGUGGUGGCACAAAGCACUGAAUCUGUCACUGGAGCAGCUGCAGCCUCAAGCGGGCCACAGUGAAUUAUCAGGAGUGCUCACGGGUCUGUUGAAGUUGCAAACCAGGCUGCUUCAGCUGGGAGAAGAAAGACUCAACUCUGGACUACUCGGGGCCAUCGGUCUCGGGAAGAAGUCCCCCGUUUCCAACAAAUUCCGGGUUGUUGUUCGCAGCCUGGCAGCGUUCCUCUCCGUGCAGGUAGCAUCAGAAAGUGAGCUCCGACUCCAGCCCACCACUGACUUGCAACUCUCUGCAAAAGCACAGCAAACGUUGGGAACGCUCGAAGCCAUGACCAGCAAUAAGCAGUACGCUGAUCUGGAAGACUCGGUGAAAAAAGCCCUUCAGUUCAUCCGCUACCCAGGUCACUGUCUUAAAGAUGGACCUCGACUCCUGGCCCUGCUCGCAAACCUGCUCUACCCUGACCUCAGAUACUUGCACAUUAUACACUGACCUAAACGCUGCCUGAUGGGAUUAUGAUUUCCCAAAGGAUGGUCGAGAAACUGGGACUACAGUUAAGUGGCCUUUGUAGUAAGAAAGUUCUCAAUAGGAGCCUCUGUUCAUUUAUGGAAGAACCGAUCCCAUUUAUUAGAAUCCCGCGUUGCACUUUUGUUCCUCCUCUUAUCGUCAAGCCUUUUUGCUCUUUUAACGACUUAUCUGUUGAUCGUCAUUGAAGUCGACUCUCAACUCAAGACUGUGGUGCAGACCGAUCCAACAGGAAAUGUAAAAAAAGAAAAGAAGAGGGGAGGAAGUUGAAGGACAUGUCGAACAAAAACAUUUGAAUUAGUGUUGAGAACACCCACAAAAUAGAGCCUCGGUACUCCUCGCACACACAAAAGAUAGCUUACCUUUCUGAAUUAGGAAGGAGUGAGUAUUCGGCAUAUUCAUGCCCUACCAAAAGUGCUUUCUAGGAAGGAAUAUUAAGGGCCACACUGAAAAGUUAAAACAAAAAAAUUGUAUGAGAAAAGAAGUCAUAAUGGUACAUAAAUAAAGUUGUCAUAUUACGGGAAUAAAGUGAUAUUUUGAACUUCAUAAAUAUAAAGUAUCGCAGGCCAAGUCAUAAACAUACAACUGUGUUAAGAUGAGGAUUGUUGAGGAUAUUACACUUUAAUUCCACUUUCACAAAUAAUGAAACGCCAUCAGCACCAUCAUCAAGCUGAACUAGUUUGUCUGUUGUUGAGAAAGAACUACACACCCUUAAAAAUCAUCAAGUGGUUUUAACAAAUAUUUGAUGAUAUGUUGUUGAAUGUAGGGCAGAUAUUUAGGUUAGGUGUGAAUUUUGAGUCUACAAUUACGAUUUUUGUUCUUGAAAGAUUACCAUUUUUUUUUCCCUCUUAAAAAAAGAAAAUGAUUUUCCCAAUAUUUUCUCAAAACAUUUACUCAUAAUUCAAAAUAUUUUCCUUUUCAGUGUGGCUGUAAUACUCCUUGGUAGCUUUUUUUUUUUUUUUUUUUUUUGCCAAAUACAUUUUUUUUUUAUGACUAUCAUGAUCGUGUAGUUUUGAGUCUGGUACCCCCUACCCAAAAAUACAUUCUCAUAGCUACAUUAAACACACACACACACACACAGUGUUAUGUAAUUGUCUUAUGUUCAGAUUCGCCUGUUUCUCCACAUUUCCACAGCCCGUGUCGUGCGGUGACUGUUAAUGUCGAAAGCGUUUCUUUCUGUGAGUCGGUCAUCAGAGACGAGACUGAAGAGGCCCGAAAGUCUCACAGCUGCUGUUUUGUGUCGGUGUCGUGUAGAGAAAGCAGCGACAAUGCUCGCAUGUGGAAACGUGGAGCCACAGCACAUCAGAAACUCUUUGUGUUGUUUUCUCCAGGAGCAACACUGGAGGUGUUCAAACUGCAAAAUAAAUCAGCUUUUCUGUAA